Anolis sagrei ordinatus is the source of this 1800-nucleotide messenger RNA. RefSeq names its product interleukin 10 receptor subunit beta (gene IL10RB). The record is from RefSeq and is a predicted model, not a curated record. Gene Ontology annotation, cellular component: plasma membrane. Gene Ontology annotation, biological process: cytokine-mediated signaling pathway. NCBI's taxonomy places the organism in Eukaryota, Metazoa, Chordata, Lepidosauria, Squamata, Anolidae. Gene Ontology annotation, molecular function: interleukin-10 receptor activity; protein binding.
CUUCAUGGCGUCCCUGGGUUCCCUGGAGGCGGAGGCAGCGCCGGCCCGGGCUGCACCUAGGCAAGGCGGGGAAGCGGGUUUGCUGCUUCUUGCCUUGGCUCGGCUUGGAAAGCAGGAGUUCCCGGGCCGGGUGCCAAGGCGACGGCCUCUCUGGGAACAAGGUUCACCUGGCUGUGGCCCGGGAGAGGGAGGAGGAGGAGGAGGAGGAAGKAGUGGCUGGAGGAAAUCCCAGCGCAGCAGAAGCAAAGCGAAACCCACAAGGCGCUGGCCAAAGGGUCCCAAGGAGAGCUCGCCAGAAGGUCUGCUUCGGUGGGGCUCCGUGAAGGGGCGAUGGCCCCACGAUCCUGGCAGGCCUUCUUCCUUCUCCACCUUCUUCUCUUCUGGUCUGCAUAUGGAAUGGUGCCAGAGCCUCAAAAUGUACACCUUCAUUCUGUCAUGUUGGAUAGUGUUCUAAAGUGGGAUCCACCUGAUUUUCACAAGGAAAACCUGGUUUACACUGUUCAAUACAAAACAAAGUUUAGUGAUGUGUUCAGUGAUAUGUGCCGAAGAAUUGUCUUCACAAAGUGUAAUGUGUCAAAUAUACCUGUAUAUGGUCCUUCCACUAUACAAGUCAGAACUGAAUUUGAGAAUGAAUACUCAAAAUGGGUGAAUAUCACCUUUACACCAAACAGACAGACACAUAUUGGGCCACCUGCUAUACAAGUUGAAGCCACAAAACCUGGAGUCCUGAAUGUACAGCUCAUAGAACCUAGAUUUACACGCAAUGCUGGAAACCUUUCCUUGAAGGAGUUCUAUGCUUCUGUGAUUUACAGGAUUAGAAUCUGGAAAAAAUAUCACAGUACUGAACAGGUUCUAGAAGUAAACACAACUGACACUUUCCAAGUAAUACAUGACUUGGAUCCUAUGACAACAUAUUGCCUCAAGGCUCAAGCAGUUAUUGAGGAGUUGAAUAAAGAUGGACAAUGGAGUGAACCCAUUUGUACCAAUACAACUGGCAUAGAUUUACAUCCAGGAUUACUGACUGUUGCCAUACUGCUAGUGUUGAUAUCAUUUCCUUUCUUCUCCCUUAUAAUUUUUUACAUUUAUCGACGGAUCAAGUAUGUCUUUUUUCCUUCAUAUUCUUUGCCACAACAUUUUAAAGAGUUUUUAAGCAAACCUUCAUAUGGUUCACAGUUUCUUAUGCCUCACUCACAAGAAGAAGAGCACGUCUACAACAAGAUAAUUGUCCUCUCUGAGGAGUCAAAACAUAUUGCUAAUGAAUGCAAGAAGCAAUUGAGCAAUGCAGAACAGCAGCUUAAACAAUCCCCGGAGGAAAACUAUAAGCCUAAAGGAGGUCCAGACUGUAUAUCUUUGAUACACACUUAAAUCAAGAAGGAAUAAUAUAAUGCUCUUUCGGGCUCUCGGUUGCACUUACAAAGCAGGACUGCAUACUUUGCACAUUGCAAAUGUCAAAAUUCUUAUGCUUAUACAAUGUUUUUUUAAUUUUUACAUAAAUAUUUAUUUUGUUACAAGAUAUUUGGUAAGAAACGUGUGUAUACAAAUAUAUAUUUGAAAGUUUAUUUACACAAAGUCAGUCUUGUAUUUUAGAAUGACAAAGUGUUAAGCAAGUUCUUCUUAAAUGACAGUUUACAAUUCCAAAUUCUAUUUAUUAGAGUGGAUGUGUAUUGUGUUGUGUUGUACAGAAUAGUUUAAAUUCAUGAGAUAAAAUUAUUUCUCUGUUAUACCUUUACACUGAACUUUGUUUCCUAUCCCAUAUUUGCUUUUUUAUGUCAGUGAUAAAUAUAUUCAGGAACAUUAGCA